CCGCUCAGCCAUUCCCUCCCUGGCAGGCUGGCAGUCGCAGCCGCCGUUGUGAGGCAUCAGCGGCGCUAUCCAGCCUCCAAGGUCCAGUCUCUCACUCUCUCCCUCGACCCUUGCACAUUCACACUCCACUCUCCUUUCUCCGCUACACUUAACCCCCUGCACUUCGCGUAGCCGUGGUCCUCCCUUACACUUCCCUUGCACUUCGCAGCCGCUGCCUUGACUCCUUUUCAGUUUUCAGCUGCUUCGUCUCCGUUGUCCCAUCAACUCUUUGAAUAUCUGCAUUUAGAAUGGAGACGUCUCAAGUAAAUUGGUUGAACUCAACUCGGACUAUAUUUAUCCUUGUAGAGAUCAGGUUCUCUCUUAUUUCAGUGAUGACAAAUUUUUGAGAUCUGACAGUUGCAAUAUCGGUCCGCAGGGUGGUUUUGACAUGAUUUGCAGUGGAAGGACAAGAUUGAAAAUCAGCAGAAGUUUCAAAACACUAGUGUUGCAGAAAUCAUUCAAUUUUCGGGUUCAGUUCUUCUCCAAUUGUUCUCCUAAGAAGCUAAGAAUGGAUAAUAAUCUUAAUUGUAGCAUUGAGGGCAACAAAAAAGGGUCUAGAGGUGCCUUGGUUGUCCUAGAAGGCUUAGAUCGUUCUGGGAAGUCCUCUCAGUGUACCAGACUAGUCAAUUAUUUGGAGGGUCAACGAAUCUCUGCUGAGUUAUGGAGAUUUCCUGACAGAAACACUGACGUUGGGAAAAUGAUAUCUGCCUAUCUUACUAACACUUCACAAUUGGAUGAUCAUACUAUUCAUCUCCUCUUCAGUGCCAAUCGUUGGGAGAAGAGGUUGCUGAUGGAAACCAAACUCAAAUCUGGAACAACCCUCGUUGUUGACCGCUAUUCGUAUUCUGGUGUGGCUUUCUCCUCUGCCAAGGGACUUGAUAUUGAGUGGUGUAAGGCUUCUGAGGUUGGGCUGCUUGCUCCGGAUCUGGUAGCUUACCUUGAUAUUUCGCCAGAGAAAGCCGCAGAAAGAGGAGGGUAUGGAGGCGAGAGAUAUGAAAAGUUGGAGUUUCAGAAGAAAGUUGCUGAAAGCUACAAAGCUAUUCAUGAUGUCUCCUGGAAGUUUGUAGAUGCUUUCCAACCCAUUGAAGAUGUGGAGAAACAGUUGCAAGAGAUAGUGAUUGAUUGUGUGACAGAGUGUCAGAAGGGGAAGAAGCCACUCUCCCUCUUGUGGUCAAAAUAGACUUGUUAUACUCUUGAAAGGGAUGUGGACAAAUAAGUGAGGAUUAAAUGACUAAUCAUGACCCUUAUACUGCUCGGUACUGUUUGUUUCAUUCCUAUUUCCUAUGUAUCAUUAGUUAGAAAUUUGUUUUCGGAUAUAUAUAGGCAAUUUGUAAUCUUGGUGAGAGCACUGUAUAAUUAAAUAACCUUUAUACUUGCACUACACUAGAGUUUCAUGGUUAUGGUAUUGAAACUUUUAUCUACCAAUUUGGCUU
Messenger RNA from Arachis duranensis, 1472 nucleotides. Its product is annotated as thymidylate kinase. The record is from RefSeq and is a predicted model, not a curated record. Gene Ontology annotation, cellular component: cytosol; mitochondrion; cytoplasm. NCBI's taxonomy places the organism in Eukaryota, Viridiplantae, Streptophyta, Magnoliopsida, Fabales, Fabaceae. The transcript is spliced from 7 exons. Gene Ontology annotation, molecular function: ATP binding; dTMP kinase activity. The coding region runs from base 428 to 1219 and encodes 263 amino acids. Gene Ontology annotation, biological process: dTTP biosynthetic process; dTDP biosynthetic process; dUDP biosynthetic process.